Carassius gibelio (silver crucian carp) is the source of this 1648-nucleotide messenger RNA. Its product is annotated as mitochondrial amidoxime-reducing component 1. Gene Ontology annotation, molecular function: nitrate reductase activity; molybdopterin cofactor binding; molybdenum ion binding. The record is from RefSeq and is a predicted model, not a curated record. The transcript has 7 exons. Gene Ontology annotation, biological process: nitrate metabolic process. Lineage: Eukaryota; Metazoa; Chordata; Actinopteri; Cypriniformes; Cyprinidae. The coding region runs from base 99 to 1082 and encodes 327 amino acids. Gene Ontology annotation, cellular component: mitochondrial inner membrane.
GGCUGCAAUAAAAACACACCAUCAGAUAGUCUGAGGGCUGUAAAACGUUUCAGACUUAUGAAAUAUCACAGCCAAGAUAUUAUUGCCGAGGUUUAAGUAUGGACUUCAAAGGGGUGCUUGUGAAAAUCUUCGCCCUAGAUCGGGAAAUAGUAUUGUGCGCUGCAGGCACAGCAGUUGCUCUGCUCGGACUCGGUCUAGUAUAUAAAUAUAACGUUAGGCGUCCAGAGAAAAAGUUCACUCGAGUGGGAGUUGUUACUCAACUGUUGCUUCAUCCUAUGAAGUCCGGGAAGGCAGUGCUGGUGGAGACAGCAGAGUGUCUGAGAAUGGGGCUGAAAUAUGGCCAGCUGCGGGAUCGGCACUGGCUGGUCAUCACGGAGGACGGACACAUGGUGACGGCCAGACAGCAGCCGCGUCUGGUGCUGGUGUCUUUGAGCUGUGAAGACGGCCAGCUGUGUCUCAGUGGACCGCAGAUGGAGGAGCUGAGGGUUCCUCUUCAGCAGUCCAGUAAUGCAGUUGUGGACUGCAGAGUCUUCAGCAGAGACGUUCAGGGCAGGGACUGUGGGGACGAGGUGUCUAACUGGCUCACACGAUACCUGGAAUCUGACAAGACUGUUCGUCUGGUGCAUUAUGAACCUCAUCUGAAGGCCCAAAGGCCUUCUGAGAAAGAUCCCCUCUUUCCUGAGGAUGAAAAGGUGGCCUAUCCUGAUGCUGCUCCCAUCAUGCUGAUGUCAGAGGCCUCUGUUAGGGACCUGAAUACCCGGCUGGAUAAAGAUGUUACUGUCUUUCAGUUUCGUCCCAGUAUUGUUGUCAGUGACUGUGAGGCUUUCACAGAGGACACAUGGGAUCAUAUUCAGAUUGGUCAAGUGGAGUUGAAGAGAGUCGUUGGCUGUGGAAGAUGUGUUUUAACCACUGUUGACCCCGAGACUGGAAUCAUCACCAGGAAAGAACCACUGGACACUCUCAAAGCCUAUCGACUGACUGACCCUAAGCAGAAAACUGCGCCAAUAUUGGGACAGUACUACAUCGUCAAGAAAACGGGUGUCCUUCAUGUGGGUGAACCUGUUUAUAAGAUCAGCUAUUGAAAUGGCCAGACUGGAUGAAUGGAGAACCUUAUUUUAAAUCUAGUGACUAAUUUGCAAGCAUCAUUGCUUACAAACACCGCUUCUAAUGCUUCAAUGAAUCAAUAUUCUUUUCAUAAAAGUUUAAUUUGAAGAAGAAAAAUAAAAUAAUAUAUACAUUUUGUGAAAUGUUCUAUAUUAGCUGUAGAAUUAUGGUGGGGAUGUCUGGGAGAUUCCAGAACCAUUAGAUUUCAGCAGAGUUAAAGAGAUAGUUUACCUAAAACUGAAGUUGUCAUUAUUUACUCCAACCUGAGUGAACUAAUUAUAUUAUGUGAAAUGAGACGAUGUGAUUUGUGUUUACUAUAUUCAGCAUUCUAUAUUUUAGGUACCUGGAAAUGACCUAUGUAUUGGGGAUAUAAUUGUUCAAUUGUAUAAUGGUCUGGUUUCAUGUAAUCGCUCAUAUCAGGAUGUUAAUUCAAACACUGUCUGUGUCUCCUAUAAGAAAGUCAUGAGUAUUUGUCAUUAAUCAAAACAUUGAUGUUUUUUCAUUAUUGAUUUCUCUAAAGAUAUUAAAAUGAUUUCAACUAUCA